Molecule: messenger RNA, 279 nt
Organism: Plasmodium inui San Antonio 1
Lineage: Eukaryota; Apicomplexa; Aconoidasida; Haemosporida; Plasmodiidae
Exons: 1
Coding region: 1-279 (92 amino acids)
Source: RefSeq, a predicted model, not a curated record
AUGUCCUCUCUUGGAGGACAAAAUGUGAACCUUUGCAGUCGCGGGUAUUUGGAAAACGUCCUAUUCUGCAUUGUUUCAUGGAAACAGAACACGGUUGAAAAAGUUAAAGCCUUUGCCUCGUGCGUACUUAUAAAUAAACACCACACAUGCCUAAACAAGAGGACGCUCAAAAUGGAAAAAAAAAAAAUAGACUCUUACGAGUACAACGCAUUCUUCACAACUUCGGAUAUCCCCUUAAUGCAGUUCAUUUUAAAUGCAGCUUGUUUCUCCUUUUUGUAA